Molecule: messenger RNA, 2757 nt
Organism: Carya illinoinensis
Lineage: Eukaryota; Viridiplantae; Streptophyta; Magnoliopsida; Fagales; Juglandaceae
Exons: 4
Coding region: 1-2757 (918 amino acids)
Molecular function (GO): nucleic acid binding; RNA-DNA hybrid ribonuclease activity
Source: RefSeq, a predicted model, not a curated record
AUGAUGAAGCUUGCGACCCAUUUGAAAUGUACGAAGGUUGCUUUAAGAGCUUGGGAUAAAACUGUUUUUGGAAGAGUGGAAGGGAAUAUUAGAGCUCUUGAGGAGAGAAUGGAUAUUUUAGAGGAGAAGCUUCAACUUGAUUUUUCCGAGGAGCUAGAGGAUGAUUUUUUAGCAACUAAAAUAGAGCUGGAUUUAUGGGAGAAGAGGGAAGCCUCUCGUCUGGGUCAACUUGCUAAGAAAAAAUGGCUGAAUGAAGAUGGAAGGGUUUUGGAGAGUGCCGAAGUAGUUCAUUCGGGUGCUGAGAGUUACUUUCAGAACUUCUUAAAUGAAAAUUCAGAAGUUGAGAGUUGUGCUUUGGGCGAGUUAGUUGAUGAAAAAGUCUCAGAAGACGAUAACGAGAUGCUUUGUGCGGAGCCGACUGAGAUGGAAGUUAAACAAGCAAUUUUCUUUAUUCCAAAAAAUAGUAGUCCAGGUCCUGAUGGCUUUGGGUUUGAGUUCUAUAUGGUUUGUUGGGAUAUUGUGAAGGAGGAUGUCAUCGUUGCUGCCAGAGAUUUUUUCAGAGGUACUCCUUUACCCAGGUUUUACUCUUCCUCUUUUAUUGUUUUGAUACCAAAAGUACCUGAACCGACGAGCUUUGAUAAGUUUCGUCCCAUAAGUCUUUGUUCUGUGGUGUAUAAGAUUUUCUCCAAGAUCAUUGUUAAUAGAUUGACAGGCAUUAUUGAUAAAGUGGUGUCGCAUGAACAAGGUGCUUUUGUUCCAGGACGUAGUAUCUUUGAAAAUAUUACCUUGGCACAAGAAAUGGUUCAUUCUUUGAAUAAAAAAACUGUUGGUGGAAAUGUGAUGUUGAAAAUUGAUAUGGCUAAGGCUUAUGAUAGGGUGAAUUGGGAUUUCUUAUUAAAGCUUUUCAGGGCCUUUGGUUUUUCUGAAAGGUUUUGCAGGUUGAUUGGUAAUUGUAUAAAGUCUCCUUGGUUUUCUAUUUUGAUGAAUGGAACUUUGAAAGGUUUCUUUAACUCUUCAAGGGGUUUACGUCAAGGAGAUCCCCUAUCCCCUUAUUUAUUUAUUGUCAUGGAGGAGAUCUUAACUAGACUGCUGAGGAAAAAUUUUGAGGAAGGUAGGAUUGGUAAAUAUCAUCAUCCUAUUGGUGCUCCUUUGGUUUCACACAUUUUCUAUGCUGAUGACGUCCUUAUUUUUGUUAAUGGAGGGAAAUGUUCGAUUAAAAAUCUUAUGCAUGUGCUUGAGUUAUAUGAAAAAUGGUCAGGGCAGAAAAUUAAUAAGCAGAAGUCAGCGUUAUUUGCUUCUAAGAAGAUUGCAUCAAAUCGGAAGCGUAGUUUGCUCAGAAUCACUGGUUUCAGGGAAGUGAUGAAUGUUCCAUUUUCUAUUCUUUCCCGUAUAAAUUCUCUUCUUGCUAAUUUUUUAUGGGGGGAGACGGCGAAUAAACGAAAAUUACAUUGGAUGUCUUGGAAGAAGGUGUGCAAGCCUACAAAGGAAGGUGGUUUGGGUAUUCGGGAUUUUAAAGAGGUGCAAAAGUCGCUUCAUAUGAAAUUUGCUUUCCGUCUUAUUGCUACCAAUAAUUUGUGGACUGACUUUUUUAGAGCCAAGUAUUCUCGCAAUGCUCAUGUUUUAGCACAAAACAGGAGACCCACGGAUUCCUGUUUUUGGAAAUCUAUUAUUUCCGUAUUACAAGAAGUUGUGGAUAAUGUGAAGGUUUUGGUAAGGGGUGGUAACGCUUCUUUUUGGUUUGACAGAUGGUUAUCUUCAGGUUUGCUCUCUGCUAGAGCUCAUGAUAUUGCUAAUUUGAAAUUACGUAUUAGUGAUUGUUGGACUAAUAACUCUUGGAACACGGAUUUGUUAAGGGAAUUAGUUGAUGCUGAUACUGUGACAGAUAUUAUUUUACAUGUUCCGGUUGGGAAAAGGGGCGUGGAUAAAAUGGUAUGGAUGCCUUCUUCUGAUGUUAAUUUCUCUACUUCUACAGCUUGGGAGGUGUCUCGGAGUAAAGGGCAGUUAUUACCGGGUUAUGGGUGGUUUUGGCAUAAUUGUUUACCUACACGGAUAUCUAUGUGUAUGUGGAGGAGCUGGUUUAAUUCUUUGGCAGUGGAUGAUCGUAUUCAGCAUAAAGGGGUAUCGUUAGCUUCGGCUUGUGAUUGUUGUUUGAGGCGUCAAACAGAAAGUAUAGACCAUAUUUUCUCCUGGGGAGAGGUUGCGACUCAGGUUUGGGUGUUUGCUAGCACAGAAAUGGGGAUCCCUUCGACAAAUCAUUGGUCUUGGAAAUCCAGAGUGUUGCAUUGGUUUAAUUAUGCAAAGAAGUCUUCCAUCAAGGGAACGUUGAUUGGAGGUGGUGGCAUCAUAAGGGAUAGUCAUGGACUCGUGAAAGGGGCUUUCUCUACGUAUUACGGACAUGGCACCAAUAAUAGUGCAAAAUUAAAGGCCAUUGUGGAAGGAGUUCGGCUUGGUAAACGGCUUCAUAUGAAUAAUAUUAUUAUUGAAAGCGACUCUAAAAUUGUCGUCGAUUGGAUUCGUACAAGGAAGUGCACGUUGUGGUAUCUCUGGGAUUUUUGGGAUGAGUUAUGUGAGGAAUUGAGGGGAAUGACUUAUAUGGUUGAACACCAAUUCAGGGAAGCAAAUUUUGCGGCGGAUUUUUUAGCUCGUGAAGGAGAAAGAGGGAGGACGAAAGUUUAUGAUAGCAUUCAAAGAGGCCCUCGUCUCUUGAAAGGCAUUGUUCGGACUGAUUCUUUGGGCCUUCCUUCUUUUCGCUUCUAG